CUCUUCGUACAAACGUCUCACAUCUGCAGCCCUGCUAGCUGAAACUUCCCAGACAUAACACUGGCACAAACAUCUUCCUGUUGCGAAGACACGCCAUUCCAAGAUGCUUUCUGCCGUCCGGACCUCUGAGGAUACGACAUUGACUGAUGGAAAUUCAUUCAGUCCUGUGGUUUUAGCGUCUCCGUCAUCCGUGAUAAGCCAGUAUAAGUUUGAGGAAGAGCCAGAAAUCAAGGAUAUUUUCAUUACAGUCGAUGACCCAGAAAGCCACAUCACAGCAAUUGAAACCUUCAUUACAUACAGGAUUGCAACAAAAACAACUCGCAGUGAAUUUGAUUCAAGUGAAUUUGAAGUACGGAGACGAUAUCAGGAUUUCUUAUGGCUAAAAAGCAGACUUGAAGAUGCGCAUCCUACAUUGAUAAUCCCUCCAUUACCAGAAAAGUUCAGUGUUAAAGGAAUGGUGGAAAGAUUUAACGAUGACUUCAUUGAAACACGCAGAAAAGCUUUGCAUAAAUUUCUGAACAGGAUUGCUGAUCAUCCAACAUUAACAUUUAAUGAUGACUUCAAGAUUUUCCUUACUGCUCAAGCAUGGGAAUUAGCGUCGUGCAAAAAACAGGGUCCUGGGCUUUUCAGCAGAAUGGGGCAGAUCAUCAAUGCUGUGGCUUCUUCUGUGAGGGGAGUUAAAAAUCGCCCUGAUGAGUUUACGGAAUUAGUGGAAUACGUUGAUGUUUUUAGCCAAAAACUAAACUUAUUAGAUAAAAUAACCCAAAGAAUUUACAAAGAAGAGAAAGAUUAUUAUGAAUCAAUGAAGGAGUAUGGUCCUAUCUACACUUUGUGGUCUGCAUCUGAAGAAGAGCUUGUAGACCCCUUGAAAGGGGUGGCUGGAUGUAUUGAUAGGUGCUGCAAGGCCACUGACACUCUGAAUUCUAAACUCUCAGGAGACCUCAUACCAAUUAUACAUGAAUAUGUGCUAUACAGUGAAACCCUUUCUGGGGUACUGAAACGUAGAGAUCAAAUUCAGGCAGAACUUGAUACCAAAGUGGAAGCUUUGAACAACAAAAAGGUGGACAGAGAGGCUCUUAAGGAAGAGAUUGAGAAGCUAGAAGAUAAGGUUGAAUGUGCAAAUAAUGCUUUAAAGGCUGACUGGGACAGAUGGAAAGAAAAUACGCAGCUUGACCUGAAGGGGGCAUUUAUCAAUAUGGCGGACAGCAGGAUAAGCCACUAUGAAGAGUGCCUUUCUACCUGGGAGGCCUUCCUAUCAUCCCACAUGUGUGACCUGCAGCUGGAUCCAAAGCAAGAUGAUUAAUAAUAAAAACCUCCAACUUUGGGCUUUAAGGGUUCAUUAAUUUACUAAGAAACCAAAGAAAUGUCCCUUCAUACAAAAAUUACUGUAAAAUGAAUGUGUAAUGUAUAUAUUGUAAAAUAAUUGUGGCUGCAACUGGAAAAAAAAUCACGCCAAAGCCAUUAGCAGUUUUAGUUCGUGCAGGUCUUCCAACCAUAUGGAAUGUCCUGUACAUCAUUGAACCUUAUUUUUUAAUAAAAAAUUCAAUAAUAUUCUUAUGCAUGCAGGAUAUUUGGAUACAGCUUUGUAUACUGUGUUUUUUUAUCUUAAAUAUUAUGUGAGACAAAAACAUGAAUUAAAAUGUUAACUAUGUUUUGAUGGUUAGCACUUGAUUUACUUGUAGAAGUCCAAAAUAUUCUUAAAAAAGAAAACUAAAAACAAAAUGCUGAGUUAAAAUAUUUUUAUUGUAAUGAUAAAAUAUGGACAGGAGAUCCUGUGUGGCUGUGAUGGACAACAGAGUUGCAGCGCUUUUAGGCCAUAAAGUGUCAAGUCAACAUUUGGUUUUCCAAGUGUAAUGUACUAUAGUUUACAUGAUACAUACCUAGUUCCUGAAGAUGACUGUAAAUAACGUGGGGAUAUGAGUGUGUACAAGUGGUGCAGAUUUUUUUUUAUUUCACCCCUUUAUGUAAAUUAAUUAAUUAGACUGAAACAUAUCUCACCAAUACUGACAUGUCACCUACUUAGAAAAUGUUUUCACCUUCAAUGGUAUAAAACAUGGUAAUUAUAUUAUUCUGUUCCACGUAAUUUAUUCUUUGUGAACAGGUUACCUGCUGCCUAAACACAAAUGUGCAAGACAGUAAAUCACAGGUAUCAGUUAAAGCACUCAAAUGAGCUCUGGCUGUCCAAUCUACUACUGACAUAUUAUCAGAUGUGGCAUUUAAAUGUCAUCUCUCCCAGAA
Molecule: messenger RNA, 2238 nt
Organism: Spea bombifrons (plains spadefoot toad)
Lineage: Eukaryota; Metazoa; Chordata; Amphibia; Anura; Pelobatidae
Gene: SNX7
Product: sorting nexin 7
Exons: 10
Coding region: 104-1303 (399 amino acids)
Molecular function (GO): phosphatidylinositol binding
Source: RefSeq, a predicted model, not a curated record